AAUGAUAACUUCUUAAGAAUAACUUGAUAUUAGUACUUUAUUCUUUAAGUUUAGUCAUUAAAAAGAUUAAGUCAUAUUUAAAUGGAAAAUCUUAAACAACAAUAAGAACUUUAGGAAAAACUUUUAGAGGUUUUGAAUCUUUCGAUUAAAAAUGUCGAAUUGAUAAAGAUGAAUUUCUGAUUGGAUUAAAAUAAAAUGGAGUAAUACUAACAAAGUUUUAAACAGAUGUAAAUAUAAAUAUAAAAUUAGUUUUUAUUGAAUUAUUUAGAUAGAAAUAGAGAUGGAUCAAUAGAUGUAGCUGAAUUUCUUUAUUUAAUAAGAGUAAUAUAAAUAGUGUAAUAAUAUAGGGGUCUCCAAAUGAAAAUAGAUUAGAAGUUAUUGUAUAAGCAUUUAAAAAGUUUGAUAAAGACAAUUUAGGAAUUAUAGUUACAGAUGAUUUCAAAGGAAUAUUUAAUUCUAAAAAUCAUCCUAAAGUGAGAAGAGGAGAACUUACAGAAGAUUAAGCUUAUAUAGAGUUCUUAUAGUAUUUCAGAGAUGGCAAUAAGUCUGGUCAAAUAACAUUAAAUGUAAAUAAUUUAGUUUAUUCAUAAAUUUAUAGGAAUGGAAAGAAUACUAUGCUGCAGUAAGUGCUGAUAUUGAACAUGAUGAGAAUUUUAUUGCUUUAAUAAAAGAAACCUGGAGACUUAAAUGAAUGAAAUUUAAUAAAUAAGUAUCAUAAAU
Molecule: messenger RNA, 720 nt
Organism: Paramecium sonneborni
Lineage: Eukaryota; Ciliophora; Oligohymenophorea; Peniculida; Parameciidae
Source: the annotation of a GenBank genome assembly